UACUUGUAAAGCUCACUCGAAGACCACCAUGGAAGCGUCGUCAAACAAGGGUCUAUUGUAUUUCACUGUUGCGGCUGUAUCGUUGGUGACUCUGUGGAAACUGCAGAGACGACAGAAUCGCCUUGGUGCUGGAUCGCAAAGAGAUUCUGUUCAUCAAGACGAAGUCGACAUGCAGUACUUGAGAUCCUGUCACAUAUUACGUCUUCAACUGUCACCACCGGCACAAAGCAAUUUUCGUGUGGUAGCCUUGCUGCUUCUGGAGGAUGGAUCUGUCGUUGCCGGAACCAACGAUGAACCCUCCCCAAACAUCUCGUUGGCCAUGUGCGCUGAACGGUGUGCUUUCUUGAGAUAUCGAGUCCAGCAAUGUUCCAGCCCUGUUCAAACCGUGUACAUUGUCACCGAUGCCAACACACCCGUCUCACCAGGGACAGCUUGUCGGGAGUACAUGUAUUGUCACCAUGCUACCCGACCGACCACUCGCAUUGUAAUGCAAUCGAAAGAACCUCAGUCAGAUCCCUUGUGCUUGAAUCUUUCGGAUCUCCACCCCUUCCCAUCUAUCUACGCAGGGCUCACUCCAGAAGAGCAAAUGAAAUUUGGGCGGACACUACAAUCAUCCAUUCAGCAGCAAGUAGAGCAACUGCAAGUUACUGGAUUGUCUCAUACUCAGAUGUCCAAUCUGAUACAAGCCGCACAAAAUGCCUCUCAGCAGGACAUUCGAGAUUCAUUGCAUGCCAUGCGCUAUGGGGCUGCCGUUGCCAUUGUUGAUUGUUCUGCUGGAACUACCACCGGUAGUACAGAUCCUCCACAAAUAUAUAUUGUGCAGGCCCCACAAAUCAAAGCACUGGAAUACGGCUGCACGUUGGAUGCUGCGUGUCAGUUGGCGUCUCAGAUCCUUGUCAACAAAAAGGCGCGUCCCGUGGCGGUUGUCCUAGUGGACCAGUUUGGAAUCCCUCAUGGUCUCUUUGCACAAGCUCGCGCUUUCUUUGUGGAACAUGGGUUUGGUGACUGCAUGGUUAUCGUAACAAGAGUGGACUCUACUAGUAGUCAAGCUCCAGAGAAGAAGGCCACAGUUCAGUGUGUUCCUGCGAGAGAACUGGCUCCGUUCGUUCCAGAAUUUCGAUCCUAGACGACGACAACAAGUUUCCAAAGAGAGGCCGUGAUCGGCUACUAGUAGCAAGUAACAAAAAACCUGAGCAGAACAGUACAGGAAAAGCAGGGAGGGGGAAGUCAACAAAACGUACUAGUAGAACGCAGAUUCUAAGAAAACAAAUUACACCGUCAAUCAAGCCUCAAGUUGUUGUAGAAGUCGGGUUUGAGAAGGGCGCUACCAUCAGUAACCCAUAAAACGGUAGCUGGCACGAGCCCUGGCGUGGAUUUGCCAAAGAACGAAGCGCACCAAUCACAGCUCCUAGCUAGAUCAUCAAAACAUGUAUAAUAUUGUAUAGUAGGUUAUCAAUAGUGUUUAUAGUUCAUAGUAUGUAUAUUUUGCGGCCAUGGAAUAAGAGAG
Molecule: messenger RNA, 1507 nt
Organism: Seminavis robusta
Lineage: Eukaryota; Bacillariophyta; Bacillariophyceae; Naviculales; Naviculaceae
Source: the annotation of a GenBank genome assembly